AUGGCGGUACGCGUCAUUGAAGUUCAGGAAUUCGACCUUGUCGUGUUCGGCGCGUCCGGUGACCUUGCGCAUCGCAAGCUUCUGCCGGCUCUUUACCACCGCGACGCAGAUGGACAGAUGCCUGAGAACGCACGCAUCAUCUGCAGUGCGCGCCGUGACUAUACCGAUGAUGACUAUUGUGACUGGGCCAGGACGGCACUCCAGGAACAUGUGAAGGAUCUCGAGGAAGAUCAUCUUGCCCGGUUUCUGAAACGCCUGCGUUACGUCAAGAUCGAUGUCGCGACUGCUCAGGGUUUUGAAGACCUGAAAAAAGUGCUGGAUGAACGCGAAGACGUUAUUCGGGGGUUUUAUCUGGCCGUCGGCCCUGAUCUUUUCGGAACCAUCUGCGAGAACCUUGGCAGAGUGGGAGCGGUCAAUGAUCAUGCCCGUGUCGUCAUGGAAAAGCCGAUCGGCAAGGACGGUGCUUCGGCCAAGGCCCUCAAUGACACGGUCGGCGCCGUCUUCAAGGAAGAACAGAUCUUCCGUAUCGACCACUAUCUGGGCAAGGAAACCGUUCAGAACCUGAUGGCACUCAGGUUUGCCAAUGCCCUGUUCGAACCGCUCUGGAACGCUGCACAUAUCGAUCAUGUUCAGAUCACUGUCGCGGAAUCCCUCGGUGUCGGCGGGCGCGCCGGCUACUACAAUACGGCUGGCGCCUUGAGAGACAUGGUCCAGAACCAUAUCCUGCAGCUGUUGUGUCUUGUGGCCAUGGAACCACCGGAGUCGAUGAACGCGGACAGCGUCCGGGAUGAAAAACUGAAGGUGCUGAAGGCCCUGUCUCCAAUCGGCAACCACAAUCUCGACAAGUUGACCGUGCGGGGUCAAUACCGUGCCGGGGCGUCUGCCGGCGGCGCGGUUCCCGGAUAUCUUGAAGAGCUUGGCAACGACGAAAGCCGGACGGAAACCUUUGUCGCAUUGAAGGCUGAAAUCGCAAAUUGGCGGUGGUCCGGGGUUCCGUUUUAUCUGCGGACCGGCAAACGGCUUGCGCAACGUGUAUCGGAAAUCGUCGUGCAAUUCCGUCCCAUUCCCCAUUCCAUCUUCGGCACGGAAGCGGGAAAGAUCACGGCCAAUCGCCUGAUCAUCCGCCUUCAGCCGGAUGAAGGUGUCCAGAUGCAGAUCAUGAUCAAGGACCCAGGCCCGGGCGGAAUGCGGCUGAGACAGGUUCCGCUCGACAUGAGUUUUGCCGAUGCCUUCAAGGUGCGCAAUCCGGACGCCUAUGAGCGUUUGAUCAUGGACGUGAUCCGGGGCAACCAGACACUGUUCAUGCGCCGGGACGAAGUCGAUGCGGCCUGGUCCUGGAUCGAUCCGAUCCUGGCCGCCUGGGCAACGUCCAAGGAAACGCCGAAGGGGUAUACUGCAGGCACCUGGGGCCCGUCCGCCUCCAUUGCGCUCGUGGAACGCGAUGGACGCACCUGGUCUGAAGACGAUGCCGAAUAA
Messenger RNA from Effrenium voratum, 1476 nucleotides. Lineage: Eukaryota; Dinophyceae; Suessiales; Symbiodiniaceae. The record is from the annotation of a GenBank genome assembly.